GCCUCCACCGUCGUCGCGACCACCGACAUCAUCCACUUCCUCUACGCCGCCGACUCCUACAGCGACAUCCAGGGCGCCGGCAGCGGCUACUCCCAGGGCUUCACCCUGACCGACGACGACGGCAACACCAUCUACAGCAACGCCGACCCCGGCGGCUACGCGCCCUGCAUGGACAACAGUGAGAAGGUGCAGUACACCUCCGACUGUUUCACGGGCACCUGGACCUUCGGCUGCGAGUCCGCCUUCGACGGCAGCCCCAAGCUCUGCAGCGCCUACGACCCCGACGGCACCGCCUACCCCGGCAAGGCCAAGGAGUCCCUCGACUUCAUCGGCAUCAGCGCCGGCAUCACCGGCACCUGCAGUGGCGAGGUUACC
Aspergillus brunneoviolaceus CBS 621.78 is the source of this 375-nucleotide messenger RNA. RefSeq lists its product as uncharacterized. The record is from RefSeq and is a predicted model, not a curated record. Lineage: Eukaryota; Fungi; Ascomycota; Eurotiomycetes; Eurotiales; Aspergillaceae. The annotation marks the transcript as partial. The transcript has a single exon.